This is a messenger RNA of Trematosphaeria pertusa, 2673 nucleotides long. RefSeq names its product regulatory protein ral2. Gene Ontology annotation, biological process: cell redox homeostasis. Bases 1 to 2673 code for a protein of 890 amino acids. Lineage: Eukaryota; Fungi; Ascomycota; Dothideomycetes; Pleosporales; Trematosphaeriaceae. Gene Ontology annotation, molecular function: protein binding. The transcript has a single exon. The record is from RefSeq and is a predicted model, not a curated record. Gene Ontology annotation, cellular component: mitochondrion; cytosol.
AUGGCACGUCAGACGCCAACCACCAGUCGAACCAAUACCAUUGAUUCACAGACUUCAGCACCCUCUCCGUCACAAUUAUAUCCGGACACCUUCCGCAGUGGAGGCAUGAACUACGUCUCAAGCGUGAAUAGCAGUCAAACUAGUCUUCAUCGGCAGGACGGUCAGGAUGGCGAACGUCCAAGCACAUCAUUGGCCAGGACCCCGGGCACCGGUGCCGCUGCAUCGCCCGCAUUGAUGCAGACAGCGGGGCUGGGUACACCUUCCAGUUCGACAUCCGGGCUGUCCGGGCUCGUCUGCAAUGUGCAUCGGACGACUGGUCGCGAGCCGCAUCCCUUGGUUGGCGCGACAACCACGAUUUUGGGCGACAAGCUAUAUGUCUUCGGUGGUAGGAGGCUGUCUCGAACAAGACCACAACUCACAUCGGACCUGUACGAGCUGGACCUUGUCAAGCGACAUUGGACGAAAAUCGAAGCGAAGGGCGACAUACCACCACCCCGGUACUUCCACAGUGUCUGCCCGCUCGGAGACACAAAGCUCGUCUGCUACGGUGGCAUGUCCCCUGCAUCUCAACAACCGAACCAGUCUGCGGCAGUGUUACAGGGCACGCCCGCAGAUGCGCAACCAGAAGUGGUGGUGAUGUCAGAUGUCCACAUCUACGACGUCCCUACCCGAACCUGGAUGCAUGUGGCAACGACCGACUCACCCCAAGGACGAUAUGCCCACUGCGCAACAAUAUUACCUUCGACCGCUGUCUUCUCCUCAACACAUGCCACCUUAGCAGCCAUACGGCACAAUCCAUCUUCGACGAAUCCAAACCAAGGGUCAAUUGGUGUACAGCUGGAUGGCGAAGGCGGCGCGGAGAUGGUUGUGGUUGGUGGUCAGGACAGCGCCAACCACUACAUUGAACAAAUAAGUGUGUUUAACUUGAGGAGUCUGAAAUGGACGGCUACAAACACUCUGGGAAGGAGCUGUGGAGCCUACAGGAGCGUUGUUGCCCCUUUAACCAGCAUUCACCCGGAUAAGAUAGGGGUAGGAACACGAAAACGGAGCGAAACGGACAGCCCAGAAGAACAGGAUGUGGCUACAAGAAAUGGAGGAGCGUCCAUGCUGAUAUAUUCCAACUAUAAUUUCUUGGAUGUCAAGCUUGAAUUGCAGGUUAGGCAUCCUGAUGGAACGCUUUCGGAAAAGCCAAUGCAGGGAAACUUUUCUCCGCCAGGGCUACGGUUUCCCAAUGGCGGAGUAAUCAAUAACCAUUUCGUGGUUAGCGGCACCUUCUUGACGUCGUCGAAGCAGGAAUACGCGCUCUGGGCAUUGGACUUGCGAACGCUGAGCUGGGGCCGGAUAGAGGCUGGAGGCAACGUCUUUAGCCAGGGCAGCUGGAACAGGGGGAUCUUGUGGAACCGCAGAAACAGUUUCGUGAUCCUGGGUAAUCGCAAGCGGAGUCUUGUUGAAGACUACAACCACCGACGGAUCAACUUUUCCAAUAUUUGCGUGGUGGAGUUAGAGGCUUUUGGACUCUACGAUAAUCCUCGGAAGGUGACCCCAAACUCAGCGUUCACGUCUGUGAGCGCGCCCAGGCAUUCUGACGGCCUGGAUAUCAAUGCAGGAGGGCGGACGCUUUCGCCUGCGGCGGCUGAACUUGGUCAGUUGACCUUGGGUAUGCGCGAGCUAGCCGAUAUGGACUUCCUCGCCAUCCAUGGUGAACGCAUUCCGGUCAAUUCACAUCUCAUCGCCCGCCGCUGGGGCCCGUAUUUCAACCAGUUGCUUCGCGAAAGCACAAUUACAUCGGAGACUGCUGAUACGGCGACUCUUCGUCCUGCAGCCGGGGUGCACCCAUCCCGCAAUUCCAGCAUUACUAUUACCCCCUCCGUCAAGACGACGUACUCCGCUGCUACUACGCUGACAAAUAAUACCGCCACUCCCUCCGAAUCAUCAACCGCGGCUGGCUCAAUGAUAAGUCCGCCUGAUCCCGUCGCUCAACCACCUUCUGUCAGACCUAGGACACUGUACCUGCCACACACCCACCUAACGCUCCAGGCUCUCAUACACUAUCUUUACACCUCCUCUCUGCCGCCACCUAACUCUCCGCUAUGCACACCACAAAUACUAUGCUCCCUGCUUCAACUCGCUCGACCAUAUCAUAUCGACGGUCUUUUAGAGGCAAUCAUCGAGCGUUUGCAUGUGCUAUUAGAUAAUCGAAAUACAGCUGCUAUCUUCAAUGCGGCCGCCAUGGCGGCAGGCAGUGGCUCCGACCUAGCCUUCUUAGGCGUCAACGGCGUAUCCGCUAACGGAACUUCGAACGGCCUCCUCGACCCUGUUGCCAACAACACCAACAACGCCUCCGUGGAGCGUUCGCUCGACCCCGCACUCCGCGCUCUCCGCAUAAACACCGAUGUAAGCGCGAACCACGAUGAUGAAGUUAGCUCUGCGACAUCGACGAACACAUCGGCCUCUGCGUCAGACAGUGGGCUGGGCGAUGGCAGCGGUAUCGGUAGCGAACGCGAAGUAUGGAACGGAGAGGUCAGUGCUGUUGUCGGACUACAGAAGCGGGGCUUGAGGGGUUUGAUGGAGGGCAGAAGGAUAAGAGAGAUGGGCAGAGGAAGUUCGAGGAGCAGAGAUGAGGGAGGACCAUCGAACGGCGAUGGGCUGGGGCUGGGGCUGAUGGGCUCGUGA